AUGUCAUACACCGGCCGUAAGUGGAAACGGUGUUGUUAUACGCCGACACUGCUUCCUCAGGGUAAUAACAUUCCUCUCUGCAAACAUCACUUGUGUUAUUGUUCAAUUUGGCACAGGGUCACAAGCGAGGUUUGCCCUGACGUGGCUCGAAAUUACUACAUUUACAAAAUAUCUUGCAAAACGGUCACGUUAACCAUCGCUUUACAAUAUAUCUAUUCGUAUCUAUCUAUCUAUCUCUGUUCGUAUCUAUCUCUGUUCGUAUCUAUCUCUGUUCGUAUCUAUCUCUGUUCGUAUCUAUCUCUGUUCGUAUCUAUCUCUGUUCGUAUCUAUCUCUGUUCGUAUCUAUCUCUGUUCGUAUCUAUCUCUGUUCGUAUCUAUCUCUGUUCGUAUCUAUCUCUGUUCGUAUCUAUCUCUGUUCGUAUCUAUCUCUGUUCGUAUCUAUCUCUGUUCGUAUCUAUCUCUGUUCGUAUCUAUCUAUCUAUCUAUCUAUAUCUGUUCGUAUCUAUCUAUCUAUCUAUCUAUCUAUAUCUGUUCGUAUCUAUCUAUCUAUCUAUCUAUAUCUGUUCGUAUCUAUCUAUCUAUCUAUCUAUAUCUGUUCGUAUCUAUCUAUCUAUCUAUCUAUAUCUGUUCGUAUCUAUCUAUCUAUGUCUGUUCUUAUCUAUGUCUGUUCGUAUCUAUCUAAGUCUAAUUGUAUGUAUUUAA
This is a messenger RNA of Acanthosepion pharaonis, 702 nucleotides long. The record is from the annotation of a GenBank genome assembly. NCBI's taxonomy places the organism in Eukaryota, Metazoa, Mollusca, Cephalopoda, Sepiida, Sepiidae.